Sinocyclocheilus rhinocerous is the source of this 2461-nucleotide messenger RNA. Its product is annotated as activin receptor type-1-like. Gene Ontology annotation, biological process: heart development; transforming growth factor beta receptor signaling pathway; cellular response to growth factor stimulus. The transcript is spliced from 11 exons. Gene Ontology annotation, cellular component: plasma membrane; BMP receptor complex. Lineage: Eukaryota; Metazoa; Chordata; Actinopteri; Cypriniformes; Cyprinidae. Gene Ontology annotation, molecular function: ATP binding; transmembrane receptor protein serine/threonine kinase activity. The record is from RefSeq and is a predicted model, not a curated record. The coding region runs from base 210 to 1730 and encodes 506 amino acids.
AGUCUUUUCAGUCUCUCUGGGUGGCGGCAGACAGUCUGUCAGCGCCUAAAGCACGACUUCGAAGAAAACAGUAAAAACACGGAACAUUAACACAAACAUGAAUCUACAUCGCAGCUAAAGGAUCCAAUGGGAAGACAGAGUCUGGCUGUGCGCAUACUGAAAGGCAGUGCUGAGAGUCACCUGAGGAGUUGUACAAUGCAGUGAACCAAAUGGGGCAUUGCAGUACUCGAAUCAUCGUCCUAUUCCUGCUUCAGUUCUUACGGACAUCAGCUAAAGAUGUCUCCAUUGACUGCAUGUGUGUCGGUAGUGACUGUAAUGAGCAGCAGUGCACCGGAGACCAGUGUUACACCUCCGUUAUCAUUAGCAACGAUGUGACAACGUUCAAACGUGGCUGCCUUAUCGGGCCGGAGAGCAAGCGCAUGACCUGCUCCGCAACACCCUCGGCUAGUCAUGUCGUAGAAUGCUGCUCUCAACACAUGUGCAACGCCAAUGUCUCCAAAGAGACCCUUCUUCGACUACUGCUGACAAGUCCAGAAGGAAAGGCGGCUGUGCAUUACCGUGUGGAGAUACUGGUUCUCUUUGUGUUGGGGCCGUUUGUGGUUCUGGGUUUGCUGUCUGUGCUGGCUUUGCUGGUGUGCCGUAGACUCCAUCACGGGCAUCUGGAAAGACUGCAUGAGUUUGACACUGAGCAGGGGGCCAUUGACGGGCUCAUUGCAUCUAAUGUCGGAGACAGCACACUCGCGGAUCUGAUGGAUCACUCCUGCACAUCAGGAAGUGGUUCAGGACUGCCCUUCCUGGUGCAGAGGACGGUUGCACGGCAGAUCAGCCUGGUAGAGUGUGUCGGUAAGGGACGGUAUGGGGAAGUGUGGAGAGGUCAGUGGCAAGGAGAGAAUGUAGCCGUGAAGAUCUUCUCUUCCAGAGAUGAGAAGUCAUGGUUUAGAGAGACAGAAAUAUACAACACUGUUCUACUACGACAUGAAAAUAUAUUAGGAUUCAUGGCUUCUGAUAUGACCUCCCGAAACUCUAGCACUCAGCUGUGGCUCAUCACACACUACCAUGAGAAUGGCUCACUCUACGACUACCUGCAGCGUGUUGCUGUGGAGAUGGCAGAUGGACUGCACAUGGCGGCGUCAGUAGCCAGCGGGCUGGUGCACUUGCACACGGAGAUCUUUGGCACUGAGGGCAAACCGGCCAUCGCUCACAGAGACCUGAAGAGCAAGAACAUCCUGGUGAAGAAAGAUCUGCAGUGCUGCAUUGCUGACCUGGGUCUGGCAGUAACACACACACAGUCUGACAAUCAGCUGGAUGUGGGAAAUAAUCCUAAAGUAGGAACUAAGCGCUACAUGGCACCAGAGGUUCUAGAUGAGACCAUUCAGACAGACUGUUUUGAUGCCUAUAAGAGGGUGGACAUCUGGGCCUUUGGGCUGGUGCUGUGGGAGAUCGCUCGCAGAACCAUCAGUAACGGAAUUGUAGAAGAAUACAAGCCGCCUUUCUACGACCUGGUGCCUAAUGACCCCAGCUUUGACGACAUGAGGAAAGUGGUUUGUGUGGAGCAACAAAGGCCGUUCAUUCCCAACCGCUGGUUUUCAGAUCCUACCCUGUCUGCUCUGGUGAAGCUGAUGAAAGAGUGCUGGUACCAGAACCCCUCGGCUCGACUCACUGCCCUGCGCAUCAAAAAGACUCUGGAUAAAAUCCACAGCUCACUGGAGAAGGGCAAAACCGACUGCUGAGGAGAGAAAGCCGCAGAACUACUGACCGCUCAUUAUACAGACACUGUGUGUAACCAGACUGUUGGAUUCGAGCGCUGGCAUCUGUCCCAACUCUAACAUGCUGUUUAUUCGCUUUGUUUUUCCUGUCCAUUGACCUAAAAACUUUUUAUAGAGAAUUACGGAUCUCUUUUAUGGAUCAUUUUCCCCACUGAACCCAGUGGGACUCCCAUUUCCCCUCCAGAAACAGCGUAAUGGAGAAAAAUACGGACACGGUCUGACAGGCCUUAAAUUGAACUCUCCAUCAUGGAAUUUUUUUAGCGCCAUCACAUUGUCUAUUUAACCAUUGGCGAACUUUUAAGAUUUGUACUUUUCGGAAAAACGAAGAGGACAGAUACACAUGCCGAAAUGCAAUCAAUACCCAUAGUGUGUGUGUGUAUGUGUGCGCAUGAUUCUUAAUACAACCAGAAGAACUUUAUAGCUGUAAUGUCACUUGCUUUUAGAAAUCAGAAGUUUUUGAGCUUUUAAAAGAUUCUUGUAGAUAAAUAGGCAAAAAGUAAGUCACCGUUUCUGAAUUUGCUAUAGUGGACUUGUGUUAUAAAGCUCCUUGGUUACAAAAUGCCACUAUGUACAGUAGAGAACUACAGACUAGUGUCUUUAAUUAGGCCGGUUUAGUGAUCAGAAUACAGUUGUUAAAAAGGUAGUUCACCCAAAAAUGAAAAAUCUGUCAUCAGUCAUGUCAUUCCAAACCUUAA